CUGGCGGUGACUGCACAACCAGAGGCGCCAUGGUGGAGGAUAAGUGGCGCUUAAAGCCAUGGGUGACGGAGCCAAUGCCCCUGGGCAUGACAUGCAAACCCUGGUGGAAAGACCGCCUGCCUUCCAAGAGUUUCCCAAAACACAAGAACAAGCGUUUCCAGUUUCCCACUUCUCUGGACAGCCGGCGUUGGAUGUUUGUGAAGGAAGGUCUAGAUGACUUCCGGAAAGGUAGUCCACUUUCUGAAGAUCUGAUCAUUCGUGGCACCAAGGAAGGCUUUCUCCCUCUGAUCACUAAUGGAGGCCCCCAGCCUAGCACCAAAACGAGCAGGCAAAAGCCGCCCAAGUACACAACAAGCCUGUACUCCACACUAUCCUCAGCUCAAAUAGCACGUAAGACAUUCAUGCAUGACCUUGAGGCGUACCUGAACCAGAAUCCUUCGGCUCUCUUGUCGACUCUGGAAGAAGAUGUCCCUGUAGAUCUCUUGCUAGAGGCACUCAAAGUACUGGACCCAGACCGGAAGCUAGAGGACACGUGGGAUUAUUGCGAGGGCCUCAGGGAAGUAACCAAGAAACCCACCAAGCCUUCCAAACAGCGUCGUUCAAAACCUUUGCCUAGACUUCCCGAGAUUCCUCAGCCACGUCGAUACAGCUUGCUUCAGGAAGAUAAGGUAAGCUCAUUGCAUUUCCUCAGUUCUCUUCCACGUAGUUACAUGCCACAAGGAGUUCGCGACUUCUGCAGAUGGGUCGCUACUUUGGGAGACUUCGGCAUUAGUGAAGAUUUCCUGCUGAAACGAUUUGACAUUGGCUUUGAGUUCAAACCAACGUAUGAUGACAACCGAAUGAAGAAACUGCAUACGCUUCCUCCUGAGCUCAAAUACUGCAAGGGGCUAAAGAAAGUGAAGGAGGUUAUAUUCACCAUAGAAGAACUAGACUUUGAGAGGAAACUCCAAAAACCACAGAAAUCCUAUCAUGAGAAGAUCAGAUAUGGAGCAUGGUACCUAAAGCCCACACUGUGGAGAAAGCUAAUAAAUGAUGAGCCUUUGAUUGACCCCAAGAUCUUAGCUGAAGCUCAACGUGAACCUCCUCCUGAUAUUAUUGAAGAUCUUUAUGGAACAAUUGCCUUUAAAGAUUUCAUUGUAGGUAAUGGCUACAGUAUGCCAGGAAUCCUUGAAAAGUUGUUCACCAGGAAGGGAUGGCGUUAUGACAAGUUUGUGACCCCUAUACCAAAAGCAGUGGAUGCUUAUAAGAGAGCACUAGCUGCUUUUGCACAAGAAGAUGACUAGCCAGUUUUUCAUCAGCUAUAUACUUGACUGUAUCUUGCUCAAAUUUUCAAAAAUCAGAAUAUAGGAAAACGGUAACAGCUUGGAUGUACAAUUGGGGCAGGCAGCCUGUUACUUCAACACUUAAUGCUCAUAAAUAUUUCUCAAUGAACUUCUGCUUUGAAUUCGUCAAUAUUUCAGAUAUCAACUGAGAUCAGUAUUCACAUAACCUCUUCUCACAUUUUUGCAGCAUUGAGAAUAUUAUGUCAUUAUAUCAAUUAUUUGUAAGACUACAUAAAACCAUAAAAUGCAGAAUUACUCUUAAAAGGAAAAGGAUCCAAUGAUGUCAGUUAUGACAUAAGAGAUAUCUUAAAUACUGCAAUUGUGUUGAAUAAAAGAAAAUUUG
Chinchilla lanigera (long-tailed chinchilla) is the source of this 1665-nucleotide messenger RNA. RefSeq names its product protein FAM47A-like. Lineage: Eukaryota; Metazoa; Chordata; Mammalia; Rodentia; Chinchillidae. The record is from RefSeq and is a predicted model, not a curated record. The transcript has a single exon. Bases 30 to 1283 code for a protein of 417 amino acids.